CACCGAACGGACGACGAGCGAAACAAAAACGAAAAAUCCCAAACAUUUCACUUGUUUAAUAAAUCUAUAUACUUAACUGCACAGCAGUCGAAUUAGGCUAAAAGCGCUUCAAGGUAAUCGUAUCAAAUUGUCGAACGCCAAGAAACGCGCACAGCUCGUUGAAGGCGCGCGCGUUUGGGAAAAAACGCGUUGCGUUCUUUUCAUUUUGCUGUAUGUGAGAGACUUCUUCGACACAACACACACAUAAAUACACACAAACACAGACUCGCCAGCAACAGCAACGAAAACGACGGUCGGUUGGUCGGUCGGUCGGUCGAGACGAGGCGAGUGAAAGUGUCUCCACCACGGAAGUGCAUCUGUGAUUUGUAUAAUAAUGCGUCGCACAUACUCAAAUUUUUGUUACGCGAAAAGCCAUGGCUACGUUUUAGCCUAAUUGACGUAGGGGCUCAAUGUUAAGAAGUGUGACCAAAAAUAAAUACAAAUAAAAUAUAUAAAAAAUACAAAUUUCUAAAAUUAAAUAAACAUGGCUGAACAAGUGGAAAAGGCAUUGACGUACAUCAAGACAAUGCCUGUUACCACCACGUUACAGGUGCCAGACGCAGCAGAUGCAGCAGCCGCAGCAACAACUUGCAUGAAUUGUUGCAGCAACGAGGACGACGCCAGUCCCAGUUGCAGCGGCAGCAGCAGCAGCAGCGGCAGCUCCAAGCCGAAGGGUGCCAAGGCCAAAAUCCGUACCAGCAGCAUCGAUGCGAAUGUGGUGGCUGCCGCCGAGGCUGUUGUCAACGGUGAACUGGACGCCGCCUCUUGCUAUCAUGUGAGCAUGAAAAUGUCCAUUGAUGCGGCCACCCCGCGCAUUUGUGGCGACACCAUGCCGCUGAAAUGUGAUGCAUUGGCGGCAAUGCGAGAGGCGCUCAGCGCCAACAAGCCAUUGCCCCUCCAAUCGAAGCAGGCAGGUAACAAAGCCAGCCAGCACCCACCACCGUGUCAGCUGCUGGAGCGUCUCAAUUUUCCCGAGGGCAACAUUAUAAACACGCUGCACACGAUACUGGCGCUGCCGCCGUUCGAUCCGUACGCGCCAGCGCCAAAAUCGGAUGUAGUAUACAAGGAAGUCGUUACGCUAAUGCAAUGGAGCCUGCGCGAGGACAAUGUUAUCGAGAUGGAGCUAAGCGAUAAGUUGCUCCACGAAUGCAAGCCCAAAAGCAAUGAUCCAAACGAAGAAAGGCGCUCGUAUUUGAUGGCUAUUGAGAAUAUGCGUUUAUUCUCAGAGGAUCCAAAGAUCAAUCCAUUGCGCAGUGCCGACGGACAUCAUCGUGCAAUUACGCUUUAUUUUCAGAAUCUUGCCUUGAUAUUUGUUAAACAUUGUAAGGAGGAGUUCUUUACAUUUUGUUCCUGCAAGGAAUGUCUCGAAUAUCGCGAAACAAUUAUGGCCAUUAUGAUGGAUCAAUUUAAGGCUGCCCACAUGGUCGUCAUGCUGCUCGAUGUGCUUAUUAAGGCAUACAGCCCCAUGUUGAAAAAUGAUGCUGCCUAUAACAAAUUCGAGAAGCUAUUGGAGUCCAAUAAGCAAAUCUAUUGGAUUACAAGCGGUUUUCUCUACGAUAAAAAUGCCGAAUAUCUUGAUUUUAUUGAUGAUACUGCGAUCUCUGAUAAUAUGAUAUUAGUGCUAUUCAGCGCCAUACUGAUGGCCAAUAAUCCGAUGCUGCUGCUACAAAUACUCGCCUAUAAUGUUGAGUGCAUUGUUAAGGCAUUUUCCGAGGGCAUGAUCGAAAUUGCUCAAAAUGUGCAGGAGAACGAGAAGAUAUCUGCCGAAAAGAUGCUCACAUAUUUAUUGGACGGCUACUCCGAUUUGAACUGCAUCUCACAGAAGAUUUCACUUAGCCUGUUCGCUUUUGAGAACGAUUUUCUGCGCAAGUUCAAGCUCUCCUGGGUGCUAUUGUGUCAGCGACUCUUUCAGCAACAUGUGUUCAAUCCGCUGGGCGACACCAUGCUCGCAUGCAUAUUAUCGCUGAAGGAGGGCGAGGGCUCAUCUCAGACAUCGGCGCUGAUCAAACGCUAUAUGCUGUUCGAUGAGCAUAUGCACUCCAUUGAGCGCCGCUGGACGGACAUUUGGAUGGAGCUAAACAAGUUCAACUUGUCGCCGACGGAGCACGAUCGUCGCAUGGGCCUGCUCGAUGUGUAUAACAUAUUCGAUAAGGUCGUUAUGGAUGCCACUUCCUUCUCGCUGCCGGAUAUCAGUGAUGAUGAGUUCAUAGAUUUUCAGCGUAUUGUUGAUCGUCAGCUGGCUUGGAAGAAUAUAAUGGCAUUCACCAAGCUCAAAUGGCCCGACGGUUUCUACGAUCCGCCAAAUAAGCUGGUGCACGAGGACCUAUGCAAGAAGUGUAAUGCAAUGCUGGAACACCAUAAUGAGAACUGCAAAUGCAUUACUUGCUCCAUUGCUGGUACACCUCUAAUGCCGCGACAAGCCGGCCAUUGUGCCAAGUGCACAACACUCGGCAUUGUUGAGAAAGACGCCAAGCUGAUGAAAUCGAAAAUUUUGAGCACCUGUACGAGCGAUGAGGCCAAACAUAAUGUGGCUGCUAGCACAAGCGCCGCAGCCGCACAACAGCGUCGCAGCAGCGAACAGCCGAACGAAGCAGCUGCAGCUAUCUGUAGAGCUGGGGAUGAGCCGAGUGGUGUGACGUUGCGGCGUCAGGAGAUGGAUACCGCAUUGCGCACCACAUAUCACGUGGCAUGGGCUGUUUUUCAGCAUUUGGCCACGCGUAAACGCUAUCGCUAUGAUAGCAUCGAGCCGCAGUUCUUUUGCGGAGAAAACUGCCGAGUCUCCGCUUGCCAACUGGCACGCAAAAUCCUUGCCAAUGAACUUUCUCCGCCACUGACCAAGCAUCUAUUGCGAUGCUUUCAGCCGUUGUCAUUUUCGCGCGAGGAGCUGCGCACCACGCUGCCAUCAUUGAUGUUCUUUAAUCGCAAGCUGGCACCUAGUCCCGCGGAACUGCAGGAGCUCAAGAAUCAGCACUAUGUCUACAAGACCUACUGGACCUUUGUGCUGUCGAUCUAUGCCAAUUUCUUUGUCAAGUUCAAUUCCUCAGCUACGGACUUUAAGCAUCUGGAGCUGCUCAAGGGUGAUUUGCGCUUGCGUCCAAACAGCGUCGUCGGUGACAAAGACGAUGGACGUUUUGAGCAGUUUUUGGCGCAGGUCAUUGGCUACUCGCCUUUCAAGAUUACGGACGACUUCACACUCGGCGACGCCAACAUCGAGAAAAUGCAAUUUGGCGUGGAUCAUCUGAUGAAGCUGCAUGACUCGCAAAUGAUCAAACGGGGUAAACCGGAUAGCACCACAAGUCUGGCAAACAAGUCAAAGAUAAACGAAACGACGCAGACGGGCGCCGGCAACGACUCGAACAACUCCAAGAAAUGCAAGGAAAAGAUGCGUAAAUGCUGUGCUGAUUACGCGGACAUUGGGGAGCCCUGCAAGGAGAACCACUCGAAAAAGCGUGUCAAGAAGGAGUGCAAUCAUGCGCGCUUCAACGAGACGCGCGAUCGCUUGCGUAAGAAACUCACACAGAUUGUCAAUGAUCGGAAGAGCAAGAGUGGCCAGGAAGCGUCGGCGGUGGCCAAACCACUGGUGCCAAAGGUGCAAGCCGUCGAGCCAGCUGCAACUAAAAGGCCGGAUCCAGUGACCACACAGCAGCCGCCCACACUCAAGGUGGUUGCCUCGGCGCAGGUGCAGGCGGCCACACGUAAAAUGCCCGCUGCAGCAGCGGCAGCAGCUGCUGCUGCCGCCGCGGCGGCACUCAACGAAAUUGGCGAGAAUAUUGAGGAUGGCGAUAAUAGUCUGCUCUGUUUGGACAGUCUCUGCAAGAGCAUACAGAUGCACACGGAUGCCACGGCUAGCGGCAGUGGCAGCAGCAGCGCUGGUAGCUUGCCCGCCGACCUAAGCAAUUACAGCAAAGAGGAAAUGAUGCAGGAUUUUGCCGAAUUUCUGGGCAGCUAUACACGCGAACAGGACCAAAAGCGCUGGAUCAAUGAGACGCUAAAUUUCAUUGAAGGCAAACCGCAGCAGCCGCAAACGACAAAUCCCAAGAAGGCAGCCAAAAAAGCUAAGCAAAAGCAGCGAAAGGAGGAGGAGAAACGCAUCAAGGAGCUGGAGGAUUUGCGCAGUCAGUUCCUCGAUAUCUAUUUCAAGGAAUUCAUUGACAAAUAUGAAAUGAAAACCUUAACGGCUGCUGGCGGCCGCAAACGCGAAAAGAAACGCAUUGCCGAACUGGAGGCCAACAUUAAGAAUCUGCAGCGUGCCAAGGCCAAAGUGGAAACAGUUAUCUUGGAGCUUAUUGCUACUGUUAAGCAGGCGAACAGCGAAUUUAAGUUCUCCUAUCUGCCCACCAAGGAGCAGCAACUAGCCAAGCUGGCUCAGCUAGACGAGAUUUUAAAGGGUGGUCUUAUAAGCACAACAAUGGAUACAUUACCACCACCAGCAGCAGCUGCUGCCACAGCAGCGCAUUACCCCAAUUUUAUCAGCUCAGCCGCGUACUUUCCACCUCACAUUGGGUCAUCCCACACACCCGUGUGCUAUGCCCCACCUCAUCCGCAACAACAGCAGCAGCAACACUUGCCGCGUGAUGUGAUCGCCGCCAUGGCGGCCAAUGCCAUAACCGCUGAUCCAUCCAAGCGCAUCGUCACCAUACGUCGCGUACAGCUGCCGCACGCCGGCGGCGAGCAGCAGGUGACCGUUGUGGCGAAGGGCAGCUCGCCGGAUGAGGACAAGCUGCUCUAUACCUUUGUCAACGGUCACAUGGUGGCCUCUGCUGUCCAGCCAAUGACAAGGAACCCAGCGCCGGUUGCGCCAGCUGCGGCGCCUAUGCCAGAGAAGAGCGCUAAGGCCAAGAAAAAGGAGGCUAAACGGGCAGCCGCAGCGGCUGCGGCAGCAGCAGCAGCCGCCGCCGCCGCUGCUGCUGCUGAACUGGAGGCAAAAUCAAAGAAUAAAAAACCAAACAAAAAAGCAGCGCCAACAGCAAUCGCAUCCAGUUCUAGCUCCGGCAGCAGCAGCUCCAAGUCGCAGACGCCGCAAAGCAGCGCCGUCAACACGCGUGAGAACUCUGUAUGCAGCAUCAAGCCCAAGGCAACGGUAAACAAGAAGACGGCGGCCAAGAAUGCCAACAAAAAUGUGGUCGAAGUGCCGCCCCCCAAACAAAUGCCAGUGCAGGCGCAGGCACAGCCCGAGACGGCGCCGGCGCCGGAGUCUGUUAAAAGACACAAGCGCCUAAAACCACGUCUGGAUCAGGGUCAGUUAGAUAACAAUCCGUUCAAAUCUUUGCAUGUGCAGGACUCUUCGGAUGGUGAGUGGGAAACGGGCAGCGAAGCGGAACAGUAUGUGGAGCCGCCUGUGGUUGCACCGCCGCCGCCAGUGAAACCACAAGUCAAGCAAGCCAUUGCGCCCAAGCCAGCGGCAGCUAUGCCAAAUUCCAAGCAAAAGCCGGCGGCGCCCAUCAAGAAGCCUAAAGCUGAGGCACCGCCACCUCGUGCGCAGGCACCUCAGCAGCAGCAGCAGCAGUCAAACAAAUCGACGACAGCGCCAGCCGCUAAUCAGCGCAAGCAAACGUCCCAGCAGCAGCCGCCGCCGGCGCAGGCUAAGAAUCAAAGCCAGCGUGCGUCCGAGUCACAUCUAAAUGGCAGCACGCGCAAGUCUAAAUCCAGUCAUGGACAAGGACUUACGCAGGCAGCGGACAGAAACGGCCAAGCGGUCAAUGGGCAUCGCGUGUCGCAAUCCCGUGGCGGACGAGGCAGUGGACGCUCUAAGCCAGCAAAUGGCAGCCAGCAGUCACAGCAGCAUGUGAACAGCAAUAGCACCUGCUCCUCGAACGCCGCGGAGGGCGGCGGGCAGAGUUCAAAGCGUUCGCAGCGCGGCAAGCGCGGACAUCGUGGUCAGAAACAGGGUAAAAUCUUUUACAACUCGCUGAAGAUGGCCAGCACUAAUUCAAAUCUCAAUCCGAAUCUGAUUGCUUUUCCAGAGGAUCUCUCGGGCAUACCCCAUAACAUGGGCUAUUUCAAUCCCAACGAAGUUGCCAUACCACCGCCGCUGCCACCGCAUGCCGGCAGCUAUGCCAGCACGCUGGUCCAACAAAUGCAGCAUCUGCGCAUUGGCAGCGGCUCUUCCAGCAAGCAGCAGCAACAGCAGCAGGCCAAUUGCAGCAUCAUGGAUCAGUUGAACCGCGGUGUACAGGUGGAGCAUCUUUCACUGCCGCCUGGCAUAACGCUAACCAAGGUGGAUCCAGCCAAAAGCGAACAAUUGCGCCAAAAAAGCGAGUCCAUACGGAAGCUAUCCAAGCCGUUGUCUGAGCAGCAGCAGCAGCACCACUCGCUGCAGCAACAGCAGCAUCAGGCACAUCUCAUGGGCGGCUACUAUGCCGGCAAUGCGGCGGGCAUGGAUACCGCCGGUGGCGUCAUAAUGGUGGAGGCCAAUCCGCGCUUGAAUCGCUCUAACUGCCAGCCGCUAAAUGCGGCGCCCAAUGGCAAUAACAAUGUGGCAGCUGCAGCUGCUGCCGCCACUGCCAGCGGUAAGUCUUCGCGCCGACGUCGCCGCAACCGUGGCAAGUCGGGCGGCAAUGGUGUGGGCGGUGGCGCCGCCCUUGGCAACAAGCAGCAGCGUGCUGGCAACUUAGACAGCCAGCAGGCACAGCAGCACACGCUCAGCCCAGCGCCCAUUAUGGAGGCGAGUGCUGGUGGUAGCAUCAUAACGCUUCGUAACCCCAUGUUCCAUCAGGGAGUCAACAAUGGGCCCGUGCCGGGUGCCAUGUUGCCCAAUCUGAAUCCCAUUCCGCCAGUUCGGGCUUAUGGCGCGGGUCUGCCAAUUGCCGCACCAAUGCCCAUGGAUCAACCGGCCGCGAUUAUUAAAAAUGAGAACGGCAUGUUCACCAUACGCAAUCCGGCGUUGCAUCAGGCUGUCACCAAUGGCCUGGCCAUGGGUGGUUAUCGCCAGUUCGGCAGCAAUGUCAACUACUACACGCCACAGGAGGCGGUGGCCGAGGCGGCGCGUGCCACACAGCAGAAGCUAUCGUCGCCGCCAUUGGUUGUCACACCCGUCGGCAGCGGCGGCGGCGGCGGCAACGCUCCAAAUCCAUCAACAGCUCCAGCUGCGCCCACCAAUUUCUCAUACUUUUCCAGUGGCUCAGCCAGUGGCGGCAGCAGCAGCAACAGCAGCAGUGGCGGCGGUGGUGGCAUUGUCGACACGCACAACAAUAUCAGUAUUAGCUGCACAAACGUUUCCCUGGGCAGUCCUGGUCGUCUGGUGGGUGAUGCGGCCGUCAUUGCCCGUCCAAAGCAGGCGCAGAAAUGUUUGUCCGCCAUUGGUAGCGAGCUGAAGCAGAAGACCAAAGACAACAACUCGUCCGCGUCGAGCCACUGGUCCAGCUUUGGCCAGCCAACAGCAUCGGAGUUUGGUGCCGCCGGUCCAGCGGGCUCCACGCUCCAGGAGAAAUACCAACAAUCGAGCUACUACAAUGGCUUCGAGGUGUUCCCCUCGUCUGUGGCAGCUGGUGGCGCCGGGCCUGGUGCUCCUGGUGAUUGUCACAUGCAUCAUAAUUGUGGCGAUGAUUCGCCGCCGCCAACCAUCACCGGUUUCAAUUCCUAUCUUGAGGGCAUACCAAACACUGGCGUCAUACGCUAUGACGAUGCGGCGUUCCUCAAGAAUUUGAUACCGGGCCAGCAUCUCAACAACGAGGUCUCCAUACACAACAUAUCGGAGUCCAACUUCACGCGCAACAACACAUCCCCAUCGCCACAUCACGUGGAGAUAACAACCGUGUUUGGCAAUCGCUCGUGCUCCACAAAUGCCUACGAGCAACAGCAGUCAUCGCAGGCCAGCGCCUGCAACAGCUACUGCGACAAUGUGGCCGCCGAUUUUGGUAGUGACUCCAGCCACCUGUUUGUGCAAGGUAAUAUGCUGACACGUUUACCACAACCGUCCGCGGCGGCGGCACAGGAUCCCUUUGGCUAUGACUUUGAGCCGGCGCCUGGCUCAAAGCCCGCCAGCGUUGGCAGCGACUUGAAUGAAUUCUUGCGUCGCAGUCCGCACAGCCAGCGCACGUCCCCCUACAGUCACGACGAGAAUGUGGCACUCGAGGCAUUUGUGCAGAACAUGAGCGCCCUUCAAAUAGCAAGCGCCGCGGCUAGCGAUGCGGAACAGUGCGCGCGUCUAAAUGGAGCAGCAGCCGCUGCGGGAGAUGCGGCCGUAGCAGAUGCAACAGCGGGUGGCGGUGGAGUUGGUGCUACUUGGUGGUAAAGUGGCAAUGACCAUGACAACUGU
Molecule: messenger RNA, 8296 nt
Organism: Drosophila novamexicana
Lineage: Eukaryota; Metazoa; Arthropoda; Insecta; Diptera; Drosophilidae
Exons: 14
Coding region: 524-8272 (2582 amino acids)
Source: RefSeq, a predicted model, not a curated record